GCUAUAUCAAUCCUCCUGCCAACCUCCAGAUUCCUCCCUCACCAUCGUCCAGGCAUCAUCACCCCUGCCAUCACUGUAUCCCUCCUCGUGCUGCCAUGGAGGGAGGCGCAGCAGCAGCAGCAGCGCCGGCCUUCACCCUGCCACGCUUCUACGACUACCCUCCCUACUUCACGCUGCAGCCGAUCAAGGCGACGCGUGAGCGGCAGGUGCGGCUGUGGGCGGAGCUGAUCGUGGCGUGGUGCCGCCACCACCGCACGCUGCUCGUGCCCCUCGACCACUUCCCCCUCUUCCACCACCCCGCCAUCCAGCGCAAGCUGACGUUCGAGGCGCGGCAGGUCUUUCUCGAGGCUCUCGUUGCAGAAGGGCGGGCGGAGUGGACGGAUCGGAGUCGAACGCGGUGCCUCAUUCUGUGGAAGUCCAUCAACGACUGGGCCGACACCCUGCUGCACUUCGUGCGCGAGAACGGAUUCGGAGAUUCUGUUUUGACACUCGAGGAAAUACGAGCAGGGGAUGAUACGAAAGGGACAG
Molecule: messenger RNA, 528 nt
Organism: Closterium sp. Naga37s-1
Lineage: Eukaryota; Viridiplantae; Streptophyta; Zygnematophyceae; Desmidiales; Closteriaceae
Source: the annotation of a GenBank genome assembly